CAGCGGGAGCGGGAGCAGCGGCUCCAAAUGCCGGGAACACGGCUCAGCGAGACACGGCUGGCCGGCUCUGGGAGAGAGCUGUGUGCCCGGGCUCAGUGACUGUGUGUGUGUGCGGUCCUCCCCAGCACAGGCUCCGGACACUCACUCACUCACUGACCAGUGACUGACUGACUGAGGGGCUGAGUGAGUGAAACCUCCUCCAUCCCUCCUUUCCUCUCUCCCUCCCUCCCUCUCUCCUCUUUCUCCCUCCCUCCUUCCUUCCCUCUCUCCUUCCCUCCUUCCCUCCCUCCCUUCCUUCCUCUCAGUGGGAUGUCCCUCUCCCUCUCUCUGACCCCCCAUAUCCAGGAGACGCCAAGUGACCCGCACUCUGCAAGUGGGGGGGGCUCCUCCUCCCCUCCGCCACCCAGGGGACCCUUAAAGACGCGAUGAGAAGGUCGCCAGGUUAGAGAGGCUUGGGUUUCUCCCCCGGGAUUGAGAUGGUGAAGUGGGGGUUGUCUGGGAGGAGGAGAAGGAGGGGGACAUGUCCCGGACCAUCAGAACCUCUGAGGUUUGAGCAGAGUGAGAGUAGGCGAAUCCUGGGCGCUGGAAGGACGCUCGGGGGGUAAUUUAUAAUAAUUGCUGUAAUUUGUGUGUGUGUGUGUGUGUGUUCCUGAUCAAGGAGCUCCAGCAUCAUGGAGUUAUCAGAUGUGAGGUGCUCCAGUCCCAGUGAUGAGCUGUAUACCAUUAACAGGACUGGGCUGGCGAGCAGCAGCAGUAACCGACCCAAAAGGCUGCUCUGGCAGAACGCGGUCCGACACAUCACCGAGCAGAGGUUCAUCCAUGAGCAAGGCGGAGGGGCGAGGACCAUCUCCUCCUCGGAGAGCUCCUGGAGCCCCGGCAGGAGGAAGCACUCUGCCGGCAAGAUGUCCAACAACGGCAGCACCAAGGUCUUCCCGGAGGGCCCCAGCAACGAGCUGGGCUUCCUGCCUCUGGACACCGCCCCCAGCAACUCCGACUUCUUCCUCAACUGGGGCUACAUCUACCGCGGGGUCAUCUUCCCGACUCUGAGGAACUCCUUCAAGUCCCGGGACCUGGAGCUGCUCUACCAGCGCUACUUCCUGGGCCAGCGGCGCAAGUCGGUGAUCGUCGUGAACAUCUUGGAUAUCCUGACCAAGGUGACCGUGCUGAUCCUCCACCUCACCCUGUCCCUGAUCCCCCUGCACCCGGUCAAAGGCAUCCUGCUCGGAGUGUUCGCCGGCAUCCAGGUGGUCACCUGUGCCUUGGUGGUGGCCAAGAAGGACACGGCUUCGCAGAGUUACCUGCAGUACACCGGCCUGCUGACCUGGCUGGUCAUGGCCAGUCAGAUCCUGGACGCCGACUUCGGCUACGGACUUUGUGGGGAGGGCACCGACUACUCGCUCUUUACCCUGUUCGCCACCUACAGCAUGCUGCCCCUGCCCCUGACCUGGGCGAUCCUGGCUGGCCUCCUGACCUCUGUGCUGCACCUUGUCAUUAAAAUCCUCACGCACCGGAUUGUGUUACCACCAACAAACCAGGUGAUAGCCCAGGCAGUGUUGUUUAUGUGCAUGAACACGGCUGGGAUAUUUAUCAGCUACCUCUCAGACCGAGCUCAGCGUCAGGCUUUCCUGGAAACAAGGCGUUGUAUAGAGGCCAGACUGCGGCUAGAGUCAGAGAAUCAAAGACAGGAGAGGCUGGUUCUUUCAGUUUUACCACGGUUUGUUGUAUUGGAGAUGAUUAAUGACAUGUCGAGUGUGGAUGGUGAACAAUUACAGCCCCAGUUUCAUAAAAUCUACAUACAUCGCUAUGAAAAUGUGAGCAUUCUCUUUGCAGACGUGAAAGGUUUUACCAACCUCUCUACAACCCUGUCUGCACAGGAACUGGUGAGGAUGCUGAAUGAACUGUUCGCAAGAUUUGAUCGACUUGCACAUGAGCAUCACUGCCUUAGAAUUAAGAUCUUGGGAGAUUGCUACUACUGUGUUUCUGGACUUCCUGAACCACGUCAAGACCACGCACACUGCUGUGUUGAAAUGGGUCUUAGCAUGAUCAAGGCAAUAAGAUAUGUGAGAGUCCACACAAAACAUGAGAUUGAUAUGCGUAUAGGAAUACACUCUGGAUCGGUGCUUUGUGGAGUGCUUGGGCUUCGGAAAUGGCAAUUUGAUGUCUGGUCCUGGGAUGUUGAUAUUGCAAACAAAUUGGAGUCUGGUGGAAUCCCUGGGAGGAUUCACAUUUCUAAAGCGACACUGGAUUGUCUAAAUAAUGAUUAUGAGGUUGAAGAAGGGCAUGGGAAAGAGAGAAAUGAGUUUCUGAGAAAACACAAUAUUGAAUCGUACCUGAUCAAGCAACCAGAAGAAAGCCUGUUGACUUUGCCUGAAGACAUUAUGAAAGAAUCCAGUACACCUCCUGACAGUAGAAACAGUGCCACAACAUUUACUGAAGGUUCCUGGAGUCCUGAACUUCCAUUUGAUAAUAUUGUUGGAAAACAGAACACUCUGGCUGCCCUAACAAGAAAUUCAAUAAAUCUGCUUCCAAACCACCUUGCACAAGCUUUGCAUGUCCAAUCUGGGCCUGAGGAAAUUAACAAGCGAAUAGAACAUAUCAUCGACUUAAGAAGUGGGGAUAAAUUAAGAAGAGAGCAUAUCAAGCCUUUCUCACUGAUGUUUAAAGAAUCCAGCCUGGAGGAAAAGUAUUUACAGAUGCGAGAUGAAGUUUUCAAGUCAAAUCUGGUGUGUGCUUUUAUUGUUCUUAUAUUCAUCGCCACAGUACAAAGUCUAUUUCCUACACCAAGAACAAUUCCUGUGGCGAUCCAAUAUACUAUUCUGAUCAUAUUGCAUGCUGCAUUGAUACUAUUCACAACUGCAGAGGAUUAUAAAUGUCUGCCUUUAAUGCUUCGGAAAUGUUGCUGCUGGAUCAAUGAAACACAUUUCGCACGGAAUAUUGUUACACUUAUCUCCAUUAUCAUAAACUUCCUUAGCGCUAUGAUGAACAUAUUUUGGUGUGAUUCAGAUACCUUGACAACUGUAAAGAAUCAGACAUUCAACUCUACUGACAUGUAUGCAGACAUAUGCUUCUAUCCAAAGUAUUUUGUGUUUACUGGGGUGCUAGCGAUGGUGACAUGUGCAGUGUUUCUACGUCUGAAUUCCAUUUUGAAACUUGGCGUGCUGCUGGUAAUGAUUGCAGUUUACUCACUGCUGACUGAAACGAUCUCCAACUCGAUCUUUAUCAGAUACGACAACAGUCGUCACAAUGAAACCAGAGACUUGCUAAGCUCAAAGGAGUCCUCCUUGCUGUUAAUGGCAAUGUUUGUUUUAGCUGUUUUUUAUCAUGGACAACAGCUGGAAUACACUGCAAGACUGGACUUCCUAUGGCGAGUCCAAGCAAAAGAGGAAGUUAAUGAAAUGAGAGAGCUACGAGAACAUAAUGAAAAUAUGCUUCGAAAUAUUCUACCAAGUCAUGUUGCACACCAUUUCUUGGAAAAGGAUAGAGACAAUGAGGAACUUUAUUCACAAUCUUACGAUUCUGUUGCUGUGAUGUUUGCCUCCAUUCCAGGAUUUGCAGAUUUUUAUUCUCAAACUGAGAUGAAUAACCAAGGAGUAGAAUGUUUACGUUUGCUGAAUGAAAUUAUUGCUGAUUUUGAUGAGUUGUUGAUUCAAGAGCGAUUUCAAGACAUUGAAAAAAUUAAAACAAUUGGAAGUACUUACAUGGCUGUCUCUGGAUUGUCUCCUGAGAAACAGCACUGUGAUGAAAAAUGGGGCCAUCUCUGUGCUUUGGCAGACUUUACCAUUGCGUUAAACGAAAGUAUACAGGAAAUAAACAAACAUUCCUUCAAUAACUUUGAACUUCGUGUUGGGUUUUGUACAAGUUUUCCUUGCUGGCCACAAUCCAUCCUUGACUCCCAGGUCUGUUUGCUCACCUCUAAAAGGAGAAGAGAAGGCAAAGAAAAGGGAGAGAGUGCACAAUCUGAUUUCUUUAAGUUGGCAAUGGAGAAACAUAGAAUUUGCAAACACCUAGAGACAGUAUCACAAUACACAUGUAUCCUUUGAUUAGUGAUAGAACUGAGCAGCCUGAGUAUGGUGACUGUCAAGAUUAUGACUUUGCAAUGAUUAAAUCACAACCCUUUAUUUUGUCUUCACAGGUGCAGCUAUUGUCAUUGGACAUCCAUGAGGAUGAGUCCUUAGAGGACCUCACUCCUUCUGGGCAUGCACCACCACAGAAGGUGCAACCACACACACUAGUAUGGUUCUACUUAGAUAGUUUGCCAGAUUUUCACCGAAUGUGCAUGAAUGGACAGUAGUGGAUGAUCCAGGUCAGGGAGCACAGUGGAGUUGUCACUGAGAAGUAAAAUUCAAGAGACACAUCAGCAACCUAGAGAAGUAUUAACAGAUGUGCUGCAUAAACUCUCUGUCUCCACUGUACUGGUGGAGACCAAAAAGGAGCAGAGUUGAUGAUGCAAGGUCUGCCUCAUCCAGGAAUGUGAAAAGGUCUGCCAUGGAGAGGAAGCCCACCUCAUGGGAGCUUUGAACAUCCUCCGAAAUGAGUUCAUGCAGGCGAUGACCAUAGCUGUGUAGAGGCCAAAAAAUGUUGUGACCUUAAAAAGUGCUACUGAUUGCUGCCAGGUUGCAAUACAUAUUGGAGAAGGUGAGGACUGCAUAUGCUGGAGAGUCAGAGUUGAAAAGUGUGGCUCUGGAAAGGUACAGCAGAUCAGGCAGCAUUAGCCUUUAGGAGGGAUGAUGGCAAAAGUGGGUGUGGAAAUGGGAAUUCUACUCUUUUCCCGAUUCUUCUCACUGUCUCAGUACCUCACAGUACCUAACUUCAUCUCCUAUUUUUGGGAUGACCUUCAGAGGGCAUGAGCCAAUAGUUGUCUCAUUGCUGGAAUAUCUGGCAAGCCUCUGGUUCCUAGUGGGAUGGGUUUCUCCAUGUUAAUUUUGAUAUGAUUAUGAACCAGUUCUGGAUUGUUGGACAAGCUCAUAAUGCUUUAUAAUAUUGCCAAAAAUGUGCAGUCAGUGGAAAUCAGCCAACUAUCCUGAGCUAUUGUGAUUGUGAGGCAAAUUUUGUUGGAACUUGAAAGCAAUCGUAAAUAAUCUGCUCACUAUAUUUAUGAGGAUCCGACUGGGAGUCACUGAAUAUCUCUCCAGUCGUGCCCUGGAAGAAAUCAGUGAUGAAAAAGUGCAGGGAAUUGGUCAGUGUUGGAGCUAUGGCUAAUUUGUGGCCACUGGGGCCAACAGUGAGCAGCACCUCCUGUGGAAGGCUGCAAGCUGCCACCACCUCGAUGUGACAACUUCAACCUGAGGAAGUAUCACUUUUCCAAAAGGUCAAGGAAAAUGAGCCUCUGUUUGUAAAGGCUAUGACCUGGCUAGUGUCUCCCGUGACAUCAGCCUUAUUUGACUGCCUGUGUGGAGUUUGCACGUUCUCCCUGUGUCUGGAUUUCCUCCCACAGUCUAAUGUUAGGUGAACUGGCC
Molecule: messenger RNA, 5456 nt
Organism: Chiloscyllium plagiosum (whitespotted bambooshark)
Lineage: Eukaryota; Metazoa; Chordata; Chondrichthyes; Orectolobiformes; Hemiscylliidae
Gene: adcy8
Product: adenylate cyclase 8 (brain)
Biological process (GO): adenylate cyclase-activating G protein-coupled receptor signaling pathway; cAMP biosynthetic process; intracellular signal transduction
Cellular component (GO): plasma membrane
Molecular function (GO): adenylate cyclase activity
Source: RefSeq, a predicted model, not a curated record